Messenger RNA from Mangifera indica (mango), 970 nucleotides. RefSeq names its product ubiquitin-conjugating enzyme E2-17 kDa-like. Gene Ontology annotation, molecular function: ubiquitin conjugating enzyme activity. The coding region runs from base 254 to 700 and encodes 148 amino acids. Gene Ontology annotation, biological process: protein polyubiquitination. The transcript is spliced from 6 exons. Lineage: Eukaryota; Viridiplantae; Streptophyta; Magnoliopsida; Sapindales; Anacardiaceae. Gene Ontology annotation, cellular component: nucleus. The record is from RefSeq and is a predicted model, not a curated record.
UUUGGACGUGCAAGCAAGAGAGUAUAUAAAAGACUCCAAAAUGCAGGCUCGAUUUCUCUCUCUUGGCCUUUACUGUGUUGAAGAAGAAGAAAAAAAAUAAGGGUUGUAGAGGAGAGAGGCGGGGGCGGCCGUUUCGAAUCGGAUCUACCUCGAAGCUGUUACCAUUUCUCAUUGCUAUUUCCGUCCGAUCGCCUCUUUCAUCGGGAAAAACAGGAGUUUAGCAGGUUUUAGGUUCUAGCGUUGUUGAAGCGUCAUGGCUUCGAAGCGUAUCUUGAAGGAACUGAAGGAUUUGCAGAAGGAUCCUCCUACUUCCUGCAGCGCUGGUCCUGUGGCUGAAGACAUGUUCCAUUGGCAAGCGACAAUUAUGGGGCCACCUGAUAGCCCAUAUGCGGGAGGUGUAUUUUUGGUUACUAUUCAUUUUCCUCCAGAUUAUCCUUUCAAGCCCCCCAAGGUUGCUUUUAGGACCAAGGUCUUCCAUCCAAACAUCAACAGUAAUGGAAGCAUUUGCCUCGAUAUUCUUAAGGAACAAUGGAGCCCAGCUCUUACGAUUUCAAAGGUCCUGCUCUCUAUCUGCUCAUUGCUUACCGACCCUAAUCCUGACGAUCCUCUUGUACCCGAGAUUGCCCACAUGUAUAAGUCAGACAGGGCCAAAUAUGAAACCACUGCACGCAGCUGGACUCAGAAGUAUGCCAUGGGAUGAUAAUUUUCGGGAUUCAAGUUUUAGAAGUUAUUAUGCACAACCCUUGACACAUGCGGUUGUCUACAAAAUUAGACAGGCAAUGGCAUUACCAACUUCUCUCUUCCGGCCUGGCUUGAUUAUGUUUAAGGGUGUUUGAUUCAUGUUAUGUUUGAUAUCUCAAUAAACUAUUUUUUAUUAAAAGCAUUAACUUGAAGUUGCAGUCUUGCAAGAAAUGUAAGUGUUAAUUUAAUAACCAUAUUCAUCUUAGUUAUCAAAAAAUUAUUAAAAUAA